Molecule: messenger RNA, 1200 nt
Organism: Dentiscutata erythropus
Lineage: Eukaryota; Fungi; Glomeromycota; Glomeromycetes; Diversisporales; Gigasporaceae
Source: the annotation of a GenBank genome assembly
AUGACUACAAAUAGAAUAUCAGCAUCUCAAAUUUCACAAUUUGUAAUACAAUAUGCAACAAAUAUAAUUGCAAAUCUAUAUGAAAUUCCAACUAAACGGCAAGCUUUAUAUAAUUUUGGAAAUGAUGAACUUAAAUUUUUAGAUAAUUAUUAUGAUAAAAAAAUUAAUAGCGAUUAUGGUAUUUUAGCUCCAAAGCUUAAUAAAGCUAAAUUAUUCGAAGAGUGGAAUUUAGCUAAACAUUUAAUUUUAAAUUUUAAACAAUUUUGCUUUGUUGAAGCUUGGCAACAUAUAUUUAAAACAACAAAUUUUUCCAAACAAUUUCCAAAUUUAACUAGUUUAGCUAUUAUUGUAUUAAUAGCUCCACUAUCAAAUGGUUAUGUUGAAUAUGUAUUUUCUCAUCAAACCAUGAUUAAAACUAAAUUAAGAAAAAAAAUAUCAAUUCCUACACUUAAUUAUCAUCUAUUAAUCGCUUUUAAUGAACCUUCAAUUGAAGAUUUUGAUUUAGAGCAAGCAUAUAAAAAUUGGGUCUCAAAGGAAAGAAUAGAUUUAUAUUAUUUUACUAAUAAUCGUUCUAUAGAUCUUUUAAUUGAAAAAGAAGUGUAUAUAUUGAAUGCUAGUUCUAAUAAUAGCAGAAAUGAGGCUCUAACAGAUAGUGAUGACUUAUCUUCUACUAUUAGUGAAGGCACAUUGGUAUUCCUAAACACUGUACCUAAUAUUGUGAAUCCGGAGACUACCCAUUAUGGACUAGUUUUAAGCUUCACAGAUAGUUCAAACAUUAGUCAGGAUAAAGUCGAUGAAUUAUUCUACAUAAAGAUUAGAAAAACUUACCGCCACAACUUGCAAUUUGAUAGUUGGGACAUUAAACAUGGAAGAUUAGUAUGUGUGUACUGGCAUAUGAUUCAUGGGUUUUAUUAUGCCCCUAUUGAUUUAAACACUGAAAAUUCUAUAUACUUAAUCUGCAUCAAGAGACUCAAAUAUGUAGCAAACACCCUGAGUUCCUGCAAAUGGAUUGUGGAAAAAUCUAAUCAAGAACUAAUUAGACUGAAUGAAAUGAGUAGAAAUAAAAAGAAAAAGGUGGAAUUAUUCAUGAUAAAUAUACCUGAAAAAAAUAACAGAAAUUGUAAUGAUAAUAAAACAACCUCGCAAAAAUCUAGGCUAAAUAUUGAAGAAGCAUUAAAUAACAAAAAUAGAAGAAUGUAA